Messenger RNA from Rhineura floridana, 1101 nucleotides. It is a transcript of the gene PRSS54, whose product is annotated as serine protease 54. The transcript is spliced from 3 exons. Gene Ontology annotation, biological process: proteolysis. The record is from RefSeq and is a predicted model, not a curated record. NCBI's taxonomy places the organism in Eukaryota, Metazoa, Chordata, Lepidosauria, Squamata, Rhineuridae. Gene Ontology annotation, molecular function: serine-type endopeptidase activity. Bases 1 to 999 code for a protein of 332 amino acids.
AUGAUCAUCCAACUUCCCUCCUCUUUGCUGUCACUCUCCGUUACCAGGACCCAGGCAUUGGCCCUGGUUGGCAUGACAGGUCUGAAGCACAGAAGCCUCCCAGUUCCCAUCAGCACCAUCAUCCCGCAUGAAGCCUUUGAUGAACUCACUCUGGUCCACAAUAUUGCUCUCCUGAAGACAGCCGCCCCGCUCCACUUCAGCGAGACUGUGCAGCCUAUUUGUUUCCCACCACAAAACUUCCCUGUGGCUGCUCUGAAAAACUGCUUGGUUGUCGACUGGCUGCAUCCUCACACAGUCAAGACAGGGAGUGGCUCUCUACAGAAGCUUCCAGUGGUGGAUGUUGACCCCUGUCCCCUGACUAGAAUCAUGACCACGGAGUGCUGCAGCCACAGAAAAGGUGACGACGUGUCUGGAUGCCUGGGAUACCCAGGCAACCCAGUCAUGUGUCAGGCAGAGGAAACGAGACAGUGGGUGCUAAAGGGAGUGCUGACCGAAGGGGGUACAAGGUGCUACGGGCCUUUUCUCUACACCAGAGUAUCUUCUUACGGUGACUGGAUCGUGACCACAACAGCAAAAUGGGGAGCUCCAGCCUCUCCCAUUCCUGGUGCGAGACACUUUGCCUUCAGGACUCCAAUCGAGGAGCGCCAAGGGAGGUUUGAAUUCUUUGGGGAGGAGACAGCACUUAACUUCUCAGGCCCUUCUGAAGACCACCCUGGCCCUAAUCAUACACAGCAGCCCAAGGAAAGCAGCCAGGAACUCCCAGAAUGGCCAGCUGAGUCACGGGCCAAGAAGCCGGCUCCUGUCUACUAUGACUACUAUGGCGGGGAGCUUCUCCCCGUUUCUACAGCAAAAUUAGGGCAGUUUCAAGGACUCAGAGGAGUCCUGCCUAGAAGCCUCCUGCUCUGCUUUCUGGCCUGCUGGAUGAUGACAGGCUACGUUGCAGGUAUUCCUUGGACAGCUCAGAAAUGCACAGGGCCUUUUUGUACAGCUGAGAAAUGAUUAAUGCUCUUAUUACUUGUCUGUCACUUUACCCUAGAAGUCUCUUUGGGGCAAUUAAACUUCAAAGCCUCCUUAUGUGCCUCCCCUGAUGAAAUGACUCCA